This is a messenger RNA of Symbiodinium sp. CCMP2592, 279 nucleotides long. NCBI's taxonomy places the organism in Eukaryota, Dinophyceae, Suessiales, Symbiodiniaceae. The record is from the annotation of a GenBank genome assembly.
GACGGUGCCCGAGAACACUUACAUGAGGCACUUGGCGACGGAAGCCAGAAUAUGGAAAAACCACACGAUCCCAAGAAGUACUUCGUCUGCUGCAGAUGCUACAUCGAAGUCCAGGACCCAGUAAAAAAGUUUUGGCGUUUGGACGAAACGAAGCGUCUGCUUACACGUGAAGAAACGUGCGUUGGCGCCAUGGGGUCUUGCGAUCUGGCGCCGGGGGUGGAUGGCGCGUGUCCCAAAGAAACUGUGCCUACAGACGCUGUUUGGAAGCUCGCCGUCUGA